AUGGCACGUGGAGGAGGAGGAGGGAGGCUGCUGAAGGAUAGCAAGAUCGCGAUUGGAGUGUCGGACGAUGUUUUGGACAAGGUGGGAGAGAGGAUGCAGAAGAUGGAGCUCAAGGCUGGCGACGUCCUGGUGAAGGAGGGACAACCGAUGCCGGGCUUAUUCUGCAUCGAAACCGGGAUGCUCGAGCGCGUGAAAAGUCACUCCGGCACCGCCGCCGGCGAGGAGUUCUUGUUGGACACCAAGGAGGCGGGAUCUGUAACGGGGCUCCUGCAUGUCCUCAAGUCCGGAAAAGCGGAUCCGGCCUUUGCCACGAUCAAGGCUCGCGGCGAGUCCACGGUGUGGUGCCUGAGCAGAGACGACCUUGAGACCGAACUCAGGGGUAGACCGGACUUCGCCAUGGGUCUCCUGGGGAAGCUGGCUGAACAAAUGCGCGGGCAAUCAAAGGUAGUAGCCCACCUGAAGAGCAAAGCCGGGGCGACCGGCAGCGGAGGAGAGCGGUUCGAAGGUGUGAGGGUGAUGUGCUACGACUCGUCGGGGUGGGUGAGGAAGAACUUCCAAGCCAAGGUCGACAAGCACAACGAGGCAGCGAGCCCGAGCGAGAGGAUCUUGGUCGAUUUCACGUCGGACACCCUUAGCUCCUCUUCAGCUUCUGCCGCCGUCGGUUACGAUGUGGUUUGCCUGUUCGUCAACGACGUGGCGGACGGGAAAGUUCUCCAGACUCUCGGCAUGCUGGGCGUCGGCAUGGUGGCUCUACGAUGCGCCGGGUUCGAUAGGGUGGACGUGGACGCCGCUCAGGCCCUUGGUUUGACUGUUGCGAGGGUGCCGGCCUACAGCCCCUACGCCGUGGCGGAACACGCCGUCGCCCUGCUGAUGGCGCUCAACCGGCAGACGUCCCGGGCUUCCGCUCGCACCCACGACGCCAACUUUUCGCUCGACGGCCUGUGCGGCUUCGACGUUCACGGCAAGACCGUUGCCGUAAUCGGCUGCGGGAGGAUCGGCCAAUGCUUGAGCAACAUCUUGCUCGGGUUCGGGGUGAAGCUCUUGUGCGUCGACGCGUUUGGGGAGGUCCCGGACCUAGUGAAGCGGGGGGCCACGUUCGUCGCGUUGGAAGAGGUAUGGCCGGAAGCCGACGUGGUGUUCUUGCAGGUGCCACUGCUUCCGUCGACUCGUCACAUGAUCAACGACGACGUCUUGCCCAAGCUCAAGAAGGGAAUGACCCUCAUCAACACUUCCAGAGGAGGUCUGGUGGACACCGAAACUCUCAUCAAGGGCCUCAGAUCAGGGGUCAUCCGCCAGGCUGGUCUGGACGUGUACGAGAACGAGGCGCCUUACUUCUUCAAGGACUGCAGCGAUACCCCGGUUCAGGACCCCCUUCUCUCGGAGCUACUGAGCUUCAACAACGUGCUUCUGACGGGCCACCAGGCGUUCUUCACACAGGAGGCGAUCGACGGCAUUGUCAACACCACCUUCGAUAACAUAUCGGACUGGCGCAGCGGUAGCAAGGGCAAGGCUCACAAGAACUCAAUCUUCUAAGCAGCAUCACAUGCGAUGCCCAGGCGACGUCCGCCUUAUCGCGCAUGAGUCUCCUAACCCCCAAGCGGCAUGGCGAGGGACGCACAACGGCUGAAGAUCUGAAGAUCUACAUUAGAAUGCUACAGGCGAAAUGGCAGAAGACGUGAUGCCAUUGCCUCGAACGAUGAUGAUUUGUAUUGCGUAUCGUGUUGAUCGUUUCAUGUCUAUUGCUUGGUUCACGAAGUUUUGGUGUCUGGAGACCACUCCGAAACCCUGAUCGAUUGGUGCUGGUUCUCCAAAUUUGUCAUGUUUUAUUCGCGUGUUUUUGGUGCACCACGGAGGGUCGUUUUUUUUGUGCCGCCCUCUCCAACCAUAGUAAGUGGAUAGGAGUCUGGAGCUUCUGCCGGCCGUUCUUGGAAACCGAU
Messenger RNA from Ectocarpus siliculosus, 1937 nucleotides. NCBI's taxonomy places the organism in Eukaryota, Phaeophyceae, Ectocarpales, Ectocarpaceae. The record is from the annotation of a GenBank genome assembly.